AACGAGCCUCAUAACGGUGAAACAUCGAAAAUACUCUUUUACCCUUCUCUAGUUCUUUCUUUCUGUCUUCUUCCCGACCUCUUUAACACGUUAGUUAGAUUUUUUUUUGUCUCUCUCGCAUGCAGAAGUAGUCAGCACCGGAAAUUAAUGAUCGUUUGUUAACAAUAACCAUCUAACUGCAGAAAAUCUUGCAAUCCAGUCUAUCAAAAAGCGCAAAUCAAGUAGUCACCGUUGCAUAUUGCGUUCUACGAACUACAAUGUCAUCUACCAAUGAGGAGAUCUUGCAUUAUCAGAGAAAAAUCCUGAAGUAUGGUUCAGAUUCCAAAGUGAUGCUUCAUUGUUUGAACAAAUUGACAAAACUACCUAUUGGGGUUGAACAUCUUCAAGCAACUGGUAUUGGGCGGACAAUCAAUGGCAUGAGGAAAGCAGAAGGAGCUGUGGGAGAAGAAGCUCGCUCUCUUGUCAGUAAAUGGAAAGAAAUAGUUGCAGCAGAAGAUAAAAGUGAUUCCGAUCAUCAAGAAGAAGAAAGCAGCCAUCACCAGUUAGAAGCAACAAAUGACAAUCUAAACAUGUCACCCAAUGAGCAUAAAAAAGACAAGGAUGUGAAAAAAAAGGAAUCUCAUAAGGACAAAUCUAAAGAUGAACCUAUUCCAACAUCAAAAAGCAAAAGUAGUUCAUCAAAAGAAAAAUCAAAUGAAAAACAUACCUCUAAAUCAACCAAGGUAUCCGAAAAACAUAGGGAUUCUAAGGAUGGUGAAUCAUCAAAGUCAAGCUCCAAAUCAUCCCGAAAGAGACAUCACUCACAGGAAGACUCUAACAGCACAGCAGAAGAUGAAGACGGUGAUGAAACCCCAACGCAGAGCUUUGCUGAUGUUCUCGGUAGCAUUAAAACUAUCAGUAAAAAGAAAAAAAGUAAAGAUAAGGAAAAACGUAGUUCAGAGAGGAAAAAUAGUUCUUUUGUGCCGCCGCCGAUUCCUGAAUCAUCGAUAGUAUCGAAACCAAUUUUUGCACCCCCCAAGUCUCUGGAUAUUCGGCCAACGGAUUUCGAAAUUUCUCCUCACUACAAACCGCUGCCACUUAAAUUUGCUGCAGAUCCUUUACCCUCAUUCAAAGACAGAGCAAAAAGUUCGGAGGAAGCUUUAACUAGUGCACUUAGUUUUUCGCAAAAAGGAAAUAGAACGAAAGUAUUCUCAGGGAAUCGUUCUAGUGGUCUGGCUUAUGUUCCUAGUUUGUUCGAUAGCUGCAUCAGGGUUCUGCAACAAAAUAUAGACGCACUGGAGUACACAGGAGGAGUCCCAUACGAACUUAUCCGACCCGUACUUGAAAGGGCUAAUUCUCAGCAGUUAUACUUACUUGAACAUCACAAUGCAUAUUUGUUGGAUGACACUGACGAGCUAUGGAAGGUUCUUUGUCAAAAGGAAUACAGGAAAGCAGUUCGAGAAGAAAUGGAAACUUGGCGGGAUUUAUACGUGAGAUGUCACGAGGAACGUGAAGCACGAUUAAAGAGUCUAACGAUAAAUCACAAGCAAUCCAUGGCGAAAGCUACACCCCAGCGCACCACCAAGUUGGCUUACGUUGAAAGUGUGGCUAAAGCUCCGCGAGGCAAACUGGGUCAGGUUAAACCAGGGUCUUCCGCAGUUCUCGCAAGUAUGACAAAUGCCAAGUCUGGAGCUCGCCCAUUUGAAGCCUCCACUAAUCAUGCUGCAAACGGAAGUACUGCAGUGGCAGAAGUAGUCAAAAUGGCGCAGUCGUCUGCACCACGAUCUUCCAGCUCGUCCAGCUCAUCAUCUGCGGCCAAGAAACCAAAGGUUGCACCAUUGAUGCAAAAGACCUUGAAAGCUCUGAAAAAUCGCUAUCGUCGAUAAGUCAUUUUUAGGGAUUUUUGGAAGUUCUUUUUCAGGCGUCGAAACUGUGCAACAGUCAGUUAAAGGAUGUCAACGACUUGAUAGAAAUUUCAUCAUUUUUGCCCGAGUCGAAAAACAAAACUGUCAUUGGGACUGUGUUAUACAUGUUUGAGGAUA
Molecule: messenger RNA, 2021 nt
Organism: Daphnia carinata
Lineage: Eukaryota; Metazoa; Arthropoda; Branchiopoda; Diplostraca; Daphniidae
Gene: EloA
Product: transcription elongation factor B polypeptide 3-like
Exons: 7
Coding region: 258-1865 (535 amino acids)
Biological process (GO): transcription elongation by RNA polymerase II
Cellular component (GO): nucleus; elongin complex
Source: RefSeq, a predicted model, not a curated record